Molecule: messenger RNA, 3530 nt
Organism: Trichomycterus rosablanca
Lineage: Eukaryota; Metazoa; Chordata; Actinopteri; Siluriformes; Trichomycteridae
Product: mucin-2-like
Exons: 2
Coding region: 84-3530 (1148 amino acids)
Source: RefSeq, a predicted model, not a curated record
CAUCCCCACUUACAACAAACACCUCCCCAACAACUACCACUCAGUUGACAACCACUUCUCCAUCAACUCUCACUAGCACCACAAUGUCUCCAACAGUCACCACAAACCUUGUUCCAACAACCAUUCCAUCAACUACCACAAUAACCAUUUCCCCUUCCACAUCUACCUUUUCAGCAACUACAGCCAGCACUACCAUAUCAUCAGGAACCAUGACUACAAGCUCUGUUCCAACAACCUUGUUUGAGAAAACAGCAAUCACAACUUCCUCUACAGUAACAUCUACAGACCUAAUCACAACAGUUAUCUCCCCACAAACAACCACUGCAAUAACCACCUCCCCUUCCACAACCACUUCUCCAUCAACUCUCACUAGCACCACAAUGCCUCCAACAACAAUCACCACAAACUCUGUUCCAACAACCAUUCCAUCAACCACCACAAUAUUCACCUUCCCUUCCACAGCUAUUUCUUCAGCAACUACAGCCAGCACCACCAUGUCCUCAGAAACCAUGACUACAAGCUCUGGUCCAACAAUCUCAUCUGCAACAACAGAAACAACUACUUCGUCUUCUCUGACGUCUACAGUUCCAACUACAACAAUGACUUUACCAACAACAACUAUCACAGAAAGCACUGGGACUUCUACAACCAUGUCUUUAUCAACUAUAAGUAGCACUACAGUCCCUCCAACAACAACCAUCACCACAAACACUGGUGUAACAAACUCUCCAUCAAUUACCACAAUAAUAACCUCCCCUUCCACAUCUACUUCUCCAACAACUACAGCCAGCACUACCAUGCCUUUAGCAACCAUCACUACAAGCUCUGGUCCAACAACCGCAUCUGAGAAAACAGCAAUCACAACUUCCUCUUCAGUGACAUCUACAGAAGCAAUCACAACAAUCUCUCCACAAGCAAAUACCACAGCAGCCACCUCACCUUCCACAACCACAUCUUCAGUAACUACAAGCAGCACCACCAUUUCUCCAACAACAUUAUCUGCACAAACAUCAACCGUAGCAACUUCCUCUUCCCAAACAUUUACAUCCCCACUCACAACAAACACCUCCCCAACAACUACCACAGGAACCACAACUCUAUUGACGACCACUUCUCCAUCAACUCUCACUAGCACCACGAUGCCUCCAACAACAAUCAUGACAAACUCUGUUUCACCAACCGUUCCAUCAACUACCACAAUAAUCACCUUCCCUUUUACAGCCACUUCACCAGGAACAACAGCCAGCACUACCAUGUCAUCAGGAACCAUGCCUACAGGCUCUGGUCCAACAACCUCGUCUGAGAAAACAGCAAUCACAACCUCCUCUACAAUAACAUCUACAUCCCCAACUACAACAAUUAUCUCUCCACAAACAACUACCACAAUAACCACAUCACCUUUCACAACCACAUCUUUAGUAACUACAAGCAGCACCACCAUGCCUCCAACAACCCCAAAUCCAACAACCUUAUCUGCAUCAACAGCAACUGUACCAGUUUCCUCUUCCCAAACAUUUACAUCCCCACUCACAGCAAACACCUCCCCAACAACUACCACAGGAACCACAACUCUAUUGACGACCACUCCUCCAUCAACUCUCACUAGCACCACAAUGUCUCCAACAACAGUCACCACAAACCCUGUUCAAACAUCAACUACCCUUAUAAUCACCUCCCCUUCCCCAGGCACUUCUUCCCUGACUACAGCCAGCACUGCCAUGCCUUUAGCAACCAUCACUAUCAGCUCUGUUCCAACAACCUCAUCUGCAACAACAGCAAUCACAACUUCCUCUUCAGUGAAAUCUACAGCCCCAACCACAACAAUUAUCUCACCACAAACAACAACCACAAUAACCACCUCCCCUUCCACAACCACAUCUUCAGUAACUACAAGCAGCACCACCAUGCCUCCAACAACCAUCUCUUCAACCGCCAACCCAACAACCUUAUCUGCAACAACAUCAACUGAAGCAACUUCCUCUUCCCAAACAUUUACAUCCCCACUCACAACAAACACCUCCCCAACAACUACCACUCAGUCAACUCUCACUAGCACCACAAUGCCUCCAAUAGUCACCACAAACCUUGUUCCAACAACCAUUCCAUCAACUACCACAAUAACCAUUUCCCCUUCCACAUCUACCUUUUCAGCAACUACAGCCAGCACUACCAUAUCAUCAGGAACCAUGACUACAAGCUCUGUUCCAACAACCUUGUCUGAGAAAACAGCAAUCACAACUUCCUCUACAGUGACAUAUACAGUCCCAACUACAACAAUCUCUCCACAAACAACUACCAUACUAAUCACAUCACCUUCCACAACCACACCUUCAGUAACUACAAGCAGCACCACUAUUUCUCCAACAACAUUAUCUGCACCAACAUCAACCGUAGCAACUGUCUCUUCCCAAACAUUUACAUCCCCACUCACAACAAACACCUCCCCAACAACGACCACAGGAACCACAACUCUAUUGACAACCACUUCUCCAUCAACUCUCACUAGCACCACAAUGACUCCGACAACAAUCAGCACAAACUCUGUUCCAACAACCGUUCCAUCAACUACCACAAUAAUCACCUCCCCUUUCACAGCUACUUCACCAUCAACUACAGCCAGCACUACCAUGUCCUCAGGAACCAUCACUACAAGCUCUGUUCCAACAAUCUCAUCUGCAACAACAGAAACAUCUACUUCCUUUUCUCUGACGUCUAUAGUCCCAACUACAACAAUGACGUUACCAAUAACAACUAUUACAGAAAGCACUGGGACUUCUACAACCACAUCUUCAUCAACUAUAAGUAGCACUACAGUCCCUCCAACAACAACCAUCACCACAAACACUGGUGUAACAAACUCUCCAUCAAUUACCCCAAUAAUCACCUCCCCUUCCACAUCUACUUCUCCAACAACUACAGCCAGCACUACCAUGCCUUUAGCAACCAUCACUACAAGCUCUGGUCCAACAACCGCAUCUGAGAAAACAGCAAUCACAACUUCCUCUACAGUAACAUCUACAGCCCCAACUACAACAAUUAUCUCCCCACAAACAACUACCACAAUAACCACCUCCCCUUUCACAACCACAUCUUCAGUAACUACAAGCAGCACCACCAUGCCUCCAACAACCAUCCCUACAACCCCAAAUCCAACAACAUUAUCUGCACCGACAUCAACUGAAGCAAAUGCCUCUUCCCAAACAUUUACAUCCCCACUCACUACAAACACCUCCCCAACAUCUACCACAGGAACCACAACUCUAUUGACGACCACUUCUCCAUCAACUCUCACUAGCACCACAAUGUCUCCAACAGUCACCACAAACCUUGUUCCAACAACCAUUCCAUCAACUACCACAAUAACCAUUUCCCCUUCCACAUCUACUUCUUCAGCAACUACAGCCAGCACUACCAUAUCAUCAGGAACCAUGACUACAAGCUCUGUUCCAACAACCUUUUAUCUCCCCACAAACAACCACUGCAAUAACCACCUCCCCUUCCACAACCACUUCUCCAUCAACUCUCACUAG